Messenger RNA from Zeugodacus cucurbitae (melon fly), 2761 nucleotides. RefSeq lists its product as uncharacterized. Bases 253 to 696 code for a protein of 147 amino acids. The record is from RefSeq and is a predicted model, not a curated record. NCBI's taxonomy places the organism in Eukaryota, Metazoa, Arthropoda, Insecta, Diptera, Tephritidae. The transcript is spliced from 4 exons.
UAAACAAUUUUGCAAUAAAUUGCAAUUAAUAAAUUACAAAUCAAUUAAUUUAAUAAACUUUGAAAUAAUUAAUAAACUUUUAAUUGUGAAAAGAGUAAAUUAAGUUUAUUAAACUACAACAUAUUAAAUAUUCCGUAAAACGUGUAGCAAAGCAACUUAAUAGAUGUAGCUACACAAGCUGUAGAAAAUAAAAACAAUUUCAGAGCAAUAUUAACUUACAUAUAUUAUAUUUGUAUUAUAUUUAUUGAAACAAUGACAACAUCGCUGCAACUAUAUCGCUAUAGCUUUACAGCCGGCGCCUUUGCUGCUGGCGGUAGCUUCUUUGGACGUGCGCCAAGCCAGUUGUCAGAGCUGCCGGCAUUGGCAAGUGUGCUUGCACCAACAGCCGCAGCAACAUAUUAUUUAGAAUUGCUUUUUCUACGCGCACUACCCAUUAUCUUGAUGGUGAUUUGUAAUGUGCUAAAUUGGCGUUAUUAUCUCAAGGCUUUGCAGUGUGCCGAGCAAACAUUGACCGCAACAGUGCUCACGGCUGCCACUAAUUACAUGUUAUCGUUUGUACUAGGAGCACUCAUUUAUCGAGAAGAGAUUACGCUGUUGUCAACAGCCGGUGCCACAUUUAUUAUCGGUGGUCUUUGGUUUCUAUGUAAAGCGCAGGAGGAACAAAAAAUAAGUGAUAAACUGAAAAAAAUAGAGUGAAAACUGUAAAAAAAAUGUGUGGUUAGAGUCAUACGGGAACUCUUUGCAUGCAGGACAUAUGUUGACUAUAUCAGGAACUAGUCUGGACAAGUUGGAGUUUAAUCUGCUACAGUAUACAGAACGAAGUUGCGCGAAGCAGCUCAAGCUUUGUGUCUGCGAUGGGGGGUGUUGUAUCUCCAAGUACGCCAUUCACGAGGAGGGAGUCGAUGAAUGUGUUAUUGUAAAUGGCGUUCAGUGCUUGUCGAAAGUUUGUCGCAUCCGAAGUCCUGCAUAGUUUAAGACCACGACAGUUGGUUAUACUAAUUCGAACGGACCCAGUCAAUGAGAAUGUUUUAUAUCGGCACAACAACAACAAGAUGAUAUUUGACAUUUCUUAUUAAACAUUCCCCUUCCUCUAGUAACCUUUAUGAAUUUACUAACGGAAUAACAGUCGCUUACCACAGAUGAGACCAAAUAUAAAAGCCAAGCUUAUUUUCCAUACAAGUGAAAUAGUCAGAAAAAUGCUGCUAAAUCAAUUCUUGUUGUUGUAGCGGUAAUAAGCGUAUCCCAAAUAUUUUUGCAGAAUGCUGAUAUCACACUAAAUGCUUUUGAGUUGUAAUGUUAUAUUUAGGAACCCCUUAUUUUUCCAAGAAACCAGCGCCCUGUUGGACAUUCCCCCCUUGUACUCUCUUACCCCACCCACAAAUGAGAAACAUGAACUUGUUUUUGUUGUAAUUUUUCUGUUUGGUUGUUUCUUUCUCUUUUUUUAAUAUAAGUAAUAUUUUUGUAUGAUUUAUUUGUUGUUGUUUUUAUCAAUUAAAUUUAAUAAUAAUAAUAAUAGUAAUAAUAAUUAUUAUAAUAGGUAGGCGUAUAAUUACUUUCUGUUUUGCUCUUCAUCUCAAGUUUCGUCUCCUUGAAAUACUAAACAAAUUACAUGCAAUCAGUCAAAAAAUACAACAACAACAAAUGACACAAAUGUUUACAAGUUUCUGUUUUUGUUUGUUACUGCUGAUACUCCUCCACUAUUUAGCACGCUUAUAGCUGCUUUUAAUUUGAACUGAUUCCCUUCUACUUAUCAUUUUUUUAACAUAACUAGUUGUUGUUUUGCAGUCGACAUUUUUCUAGCACAACUAAGCACUUAAAAUAUUAAUUCUUCUUUGUUUUUGUUUUCGUUUUUUUUUACAAAUUAUCAUUCCUGUAACUUUUGCAUUUGCGUAGCUUGCUUUGCACAGCAGCAACUGCCAACUGCGUUGCUCAGCUAGACUGCAUUGCUGCUGUUGGCAUUUUUAUUGUUGUUUCCAACUGCAUAGUUGUUGUGUUCAUUUUUUGUUGUUGUGCGUCGUGCAAUAUUUGAGUUUAUAAUUCGGUUAGUUGUGUCAUUUGUUUUUUGUUUUUGUUUUAUUGUUUUAACUGAUUCCAUACGUUUAAAGUUGCUGCUUCUUCAUACUUUCUCGUUUUCUGGCUUACAUGAUGAAAGAGCAAUUACAUACAUUUAUAAUAUUUAUUUAUUAGAAAAAAAUGAACAUAAAUAAGUAUUUCUGUAAUUGAAAUUAGCAUAAGUUUUCUUUGCGUUUUCUUUAAAUAUAUAAUAUUCUUUUUUCUUUUUCUCGUUUUCUGUACUUCUCCGUGUUUUUUUGUUUUGUUUUUGCUUUCACUUGUUACUCCCAUUUUUUUGUGUUUUUUCUCUUUUCUUUUUGCUUUGCUUGCUGUGUAGUUGUUGUUUUGUUUACGAAAUUAAAUUGUUUAACACGCGCGCAUUUUUGUUUUUACGUUCAAUUGUUGCAGUUUCGGUUGCUUUGUUGUUGGGCCACGUUGUUGCCACUAUGAACUGCAGCUUUGCAGUGACUUUCGUCACACUACUAAUUAAAGGUUAAAUAUAUUUUUUGUUGUUUUUUUUGUUUUUGUUUCAGUGUAUAUAUGUAAAUGUAUGUGUAUAUGUAUGUUCGUGUGUUUAUGAAUUUCUUUUUUUUUGUUUUUAGUUUUUUUGUUUUUGUUUCCCUCAUAUAUAUGUAUUUAUUUACGAUUCUUAAGUGGUUCUCAUCAUACUUCUGCCUUCUGCUUCAAUGCUGCUUCGUUUCGUUUUCAU